Molecule: messenger RNA, 1358 nt
Organism: Salpingoeca rosetta
Lineage: Eukaryota; Choanoflagellata; Craspedida; Salpingoecidae
Exons: 2
Coding region: 1-1161 (386 amino acids)
Source: RefSeq, a predicted model, not a curated record
AUGACGACGCUACAACAGCAACAGCAACAGCAACAGUCAGGGAGCGGCAGAGGUGGCGGCGACAAGAGGAUAAGGAGUCGCCUUCGGUUGCUUGGCGCGUUCGCUGCGCUUGUGGUGUUCUUGCUGGUGGUGGAUACGUACACGGCGUCGUCCAGAGGUGGUGGUGGUGGAGUAGGCAAGGCCGUGCUGGAGCAUGCCAAGACAGCUGUCGUGGGCGAUCAGUGUUUCUUUCGACCGCACGUGAUCCCCAAGAUCGCCUGCAAGAACUCGCCUUUCUUUCUUGUCCACUUCCCGCUUAGCGGUGGAACAAGCCUUCACGCAAGUAUCGUCAAGGUCCUAAACAAAGCGCUCGAUCGCACACCUCGUCCUUGUCCAGGAAACUACGUCACGGAUUCGAUGCGGCUGGGAUCCAAGAAAGGCAACUGUUUUGGGCAAUUCUAUAUUGAUAAGCAAGCCCAAGACAAGCUCGUGGCCAACCUGACACGCUGGGACACGUGCGACUUUGUGACGAGCCACGACUCGAUAUCCGUGUACCUGAGCUUACCGUGCAACAACUUCCGCACCAUUGCAUUGCUGAGGCACCCGCUAGAGCAUCGUUGGUCCAUGUGGAACAAGCACUGGCACGUGGACCCGGCCGAGCACAACAACGACUUCGUGCGCUGGCUGCAGCAGGAUAACCUUGCACACGUGUACCAGUUUCAGUUCUAUGCAGACGUUCUGCCCUCAUUCCCGGCCACCUACCUGCACCCCGACGAUGUGAAGGCCGUGCGCAAGGAUAUGGACUUGGCGCUGCGCGUGGCCAAGGACAACCUGGACACGUUUGCCGUUGUCGGCACGACCGAACGCAUGGGAGACACGAUCCGCGCGCUCGCGCUCACCAUGGGGCUGAGCCGCGAGCAGGCCGAUGCCUUGGUGGAAGGCACCACGCACGUGCACCAGAACGCGCACAAGUCCGCGGUGCCGGCGGAAGCGCAGCGGGCGGAGGUGUUGGACGGCGUGUUGCGGCACGAGAUGGAGCUGUACAGGCACGCCAACGCCAAGCUCGACCGCACCCUCGCAUCCUUUGGUGAGAGCAGUGAACGUGGCAGGCGCAGUGGUGGUGGUGGUGGUGGUGGUGGUGGUGGUGGUGGUGGUGGGGAUGAUGACACGGGGUUACGUUAAGGAAUUGUGAUGGUGGCGGUAAAGGGUGAUGGUACGGAACGGCAGUGCAAACGAUGAGAACGAUAGUGGAUUCUGGGAUGAUGGAGGGGGCGGGGAGGAGGAGAAAUAGGUUAUGAGCAGCUGUGUAUGUGCAUCUGUGUACCUGCGUGUUCGUAUUCGCCCUUUCUCGUGUCUGUGUGUGUGUGUGUGUAUGUGUG